AUGAUUUCCUCCGUUGCCGCCAGGAUUCCUCCUCGAGUGCGCCAGGAGGCGCUCGGUAAAGUGGAGCUGAGAACCAGUACUGAGGUAAAGGCUCAGUGUGAUCAGAAUGUGUCCCUGCAGUGUGACAUCAUGUCAUCGAACCCACUCAAGAUCAUUCUCUUUUCCUGGGUAUGGAAAAUGAAACAGCUGUGUGUGGUCAAUGCCACUGGUGUAUUCUCCUUUCCUGGCGUCCGGUGUGACAUCACAAACAACACCCUCACACUCAAUCUGACUCGGGUGAUGCCGUCCAGUCAGGGUAACUACACCUGCAAACUGCGCUCCAACCUAACGAUCACAGCUGCCAACACCACUGUGACAAUGCAAGAGUGCCUAAGGACAUCUGAGCACAUAGUGUUCCAGAAUGAGUCUCAGGUUGAGUGCCAGUUUUUUGGAGUUUACCCAGAAGGCACAGUACACUGGUUCCUGGGCUCUGAGAAUAUAACAGAGUCCGCCAGCACCAAGAGCCAGCUGGAUGAAGAGGGGCUGUUUGAUAUAAGGAGUACCCUGCCUACCCAGGCUGGGACUGAGCCUUACAACUGUUCCUUGUGGAUACCUAGUAGUGGAACCUACAGCUCUCACAAACAGCUGCACUACUCCAGAAUGAUCUCUUCAGGGACAAAGACUAGGAGCAGACUGCUGUUGGUCUUCAUCCUGGUUGGACUCAUAAUCAUAACAUAGGACUACUCAUGGGAAUGUCAGGAGGUUUUUUACUGAACAUGGGACUUCGAACUACAGUAGGAAAAAGGGCUUUCCUGGUCAGGGCACAUCUACACAGGAUGGAUCAGGGCCUUUCUCUUACUGAGUGAAGAGAAAGCAAACCUGGAUUGCCAUGGCCAAAGUGGAUAUAUGUUUUCACUUUUUAUACUGGGAAGCAAAAUAUCAAAGUAAUUACAAUAAAUACAAUUGAAUUUUAAACUGAAAAUCAGUGUACAAUGGGAUUUGAGAAUACUGUAAUAAGUGUUCAUUGUUUGUCUUCAACGUUAUACACUUGUUUAAAUUGCAUUGCUUAUUACAGUAGUAGAAUACUGCUUCCUGGUGGUGAAAGUGUUUACUGAUGGAAAUAGUAUUGCUGUUAGAUGCGCAAUGAAGAUAUUCUAAAUUGUAUUGUUGAAUUGACUGAUCUCGCUUAUUAAGCCUGUCAUAACUUGUUGCUGUGUUUUACAGUCAGAACUGAUUAGACUGAUUUAUAUAAUAAUCAAUGCAAUGUCAAAACAUGGCUAGAAGGACAUGUUACUGUGUGUUCUGGAUUCUAAAAUACAAGUUGUAUUAUACCAUAGCAAAUAUAGUCACCCAUGUUGUUUUCUGUUCUAGUUCUCCAUUUAAAAAUGCACCAGACCACUGAGGGAACUCAUGACAUUGAUAGUUAAUGAAUGAGGACUCAUGGUCAUUCAAAUUGCAUUUCUAGUUCCUUCUCAGUGUACCACAAGGAGGCAGAGUCAUCCCACCAGAGAGGACUGUCAAACAAAUCAUACACAACUCUUCUCCCUCUGCAUAUAAACACGCACACUCAUGCUGUGUGAAUUCCAAUCCAACAGUUCUGUAUAAAUCAACACUUUGAUGUGACACAUUUCCUAUCAAUUUCCGCUACGCCAAUGUGGGGUCUCCUGCAAAGUGAAGGAGUGGAGGGUCAAAUGUCUCAUUAUAAAACACUCAAAUCAAUCCACAUGACUUCUGUGGUGUCAAACUCACAUCUCUAAUGCAUUAUCAGGUGCAAGGAUAUGUAAGCUGUUUUAGAUGGACUGACCUUGUUGCACAUGUGUGGGCUGCUGUGAGAGAUACCUGUUGAGUACACAGUAUAACAACACAUUCUGAAUUCUUCUGAUAAAUAGAUACAUUUCCCUGACAAUUGUGAGGAUUCCUGCAAAGUGGGAUGUCAUUAUCAAACACUCAUCAGUAUGAUGAGUCCUGUUGUCCCAGACAGGGCAUGAUCAGAAAUAUAGUUGAAGUGUUUUAAAUCGAUUGACAGUUUGUUUCAGUAAAAUCAAACAUUACCUAGAAAGGAGAUGAUGGUCAUUGACCUCCUUUUGGCAAACCUGCUCCAAGUUGUACAAAGGUCCGCAAGGGGCUUUAGUUGUAGCCUAGUUUGUAUAGAUUUAACGCAACACAGUGGUUAAGAGAACCACAUCUCUGUUUAACUUGACUGGAAGACAAAUUCCUGUUUGUGAUGUAGUUCAUAGAGUUUCACUGUAAUAUACACACAGACAUAUGGGUGCAUGGUGAGUGAACAGACUAAAAAAAGAUAAGACCUGCUUCCACGUAGCAUUAGGGAGACCUGACAUGGCUAUCCCUAGAGCACGGUGGUGGGACAGGCUGUUAAGGGCUGAGACUCAGCGAUGCUGGUCCAAAGGCUCCCUAGAGAGAGUAGAGAGGCAGGAGGACAGGUCAGCCACUGUGGACAGAGUAGAGGGUGAGUCGGCUCAAUAGGCCAAAAACAACACGCUCCAGCAGAGCCACCACCCAAUCAGACACUGAAUCAAUAAGAGAGAGAGGAGCGAAGACACUGGUUCACUAAGCAUGAGUGUAAGGACAUAUGUGUGUGUUGAGGGGUGGUGAAGUGGGGUGUUAGACUGCAAGUCUAAGGAAGAUAAGAGUCUAUUUCUGGCCUGGCGUAUGGGUCAGUAGUCAGCUCCCAACGGCUGGGGCUGGCAUGAUUGACAAUGGCUAGCUACAAACCAAUGCGCGACAUUGGCUGGGAAUAAGGAAGUAAUUGCAAGUAAUUGGUGUGUGGUUGAGGGAUACAUGAUAUGCUUCCUUGUACAUAUUUGUCACAUGGUAUAGGAACACAGAAUGCAGAACACACACUACAUAAUGUAGAAUAUUCACUGCACACACCAAAGCUUCUCUGUAUGUUUACAAAUGUAUUUUAUAUGUAGUUUAUACGUGUUUAUGUGAAAAUAAAAACUUAGAA
Molecule: messenger RNA, 2947 nt
Organism: Oncorhynchus gorbuscha (pink salmon)
Lineage: Eukaryota; Metazoa; Chordata; Actinopteri; Salmoniformes; Salmonidae
Exons: 3
Coding region: 1-717 (238 amino acids)
Biological process (GO): positive regulation of T cell proliferation; cellular response to lipopolysaccharide; cell surface receptor signaling pathway
Cellular component (GO): external side of plasma membrane
Source: RefSeq, a predicted model, not a curated record